Molecule: messenger RNA, 2109 nt
Organism: Rhodotorula toruloides NP11
Lineage: Eukaryota; Fungi; Basidiomycota; Microbotryomycetes; Sporidiobolales; Sporidiobolaceae
Product: carnitine O-acetyltransferase
Exons: 8
Coding region: 1-2109 (702 amino acids)
Molecular function (GO): acyltransferase activity
Source: RefSeq, a predicted model, not a curated record
AUGCUCCUGUCGCGCACCGCUGCCCGCACUCUCCGCGCUCGCUCAACACCCGCUCACCUCGCACCCGCACUCGCACGCACGCCCUUCCAGCCACACACACCGCUCAGACAACUCUCUCACACACCCACACGCAUGUUCGCGCUCACGCCCUACCGCGCAUCCCAGCCCCGCACCUUCUCGGCGCAGAAACAGCUCCCCCGGCUACCGAUCCAGCAGCUCGGCGCGAGCCUCGACAAGUACAUCAAGUCACUCAGGCCGUUCUUCCUCGAGCAGGCGGCGAAAGAGGGGAGGGACGACACGUGGGUCGAGGAGCAGCUCGAACUGCGGAGAGAAUGGGCGCGCGACUUUGAGAAGGAGGGCGGACUCGGACGGGUCCUCCAGGAGCGUCUCAAGGACGUCGACCGGAUCACGCCCAGCAACUGGCUCGACGACCACUUCUGGAUCAAGGUCGCCUACCACUCGUGGCGUGUUCCCCUCCCCGUCAACAGCAACUGGUGGCUCAUGUGCCGCGACGACGAGGGCAUCCCUGCGGACGUGCGCGCUGGCGUGCCGCCCAAGGGCGAGUUUACCGAGUGGCAGAUCAAGCGCGCGGCCAAGUUGACGCAGCGCCUGAUCGACUUCAAGGUUCGCGUCGACCGAGAAGAGAUCCUGCCGGACUCGUCGCGCGCAGGUCCGUUUGACAUGCACCAAUAUACCCGGGUCUUUGGCGUUACCCGUCUCCCGCAAAUCCCCACCGACACACUUGUCCACUCUCCUCACCCGCACCCAAGCACAAACAUCAUCGUCAUGGCCCUCGACCACUUCUACACCCUCCCCGUCGUCGACGCCGUCUCGGGCGACGUCUUGCCGAUCGAGAACAUCGAGGCGGGCUUGUGGGCGAUCGCAGACGACGCGCACGCUCGAGGCGAAGCGAAAGACUCGAUUGGUGCGCUCUCGGCCGACGACAGGGACAGCUGGACCCGCGCGCGCGAACACCUCCUCGCCCUCUCGCCCGUGAACCGCGCUUCGGCCACCGCAAUCGAAGACUCGCUCUUCGUCCUCUCGCUCGACGCGUACACGCUCCAAUCGGCCGAAUACGUCUCGUCAUCCCCUUCGCGGGACACGCCCGACCUCGACGCGCAUAUCCGCAAUGCGUCGACUGCCGGAGGGAAGGGGAAGAACCGCUGGUGGGACAAGGCGGUGGGAGUGCAUGUCGAGUCGAAUGGACGGGCGAGUAUGGUCGGCGAACACUCGCCUUGUGACGCGCUCAUUCCGAGUAUCGUCUGCGACUAUGCGUUGGCGGAGAACCUUGAUCCGGCUAGCGUCAGCAGGAGGGGCGCGAGUAAGGUUCCCGAGGGGGCGAGGCUCGAGUGGGUUGUGGAUGACAAGACGAGGGAGGCGAUUCAAAAGGCGGUUGCGACGGUCGAGGAGAUUGCGGCGGAUAGUGAUGGCAAGAUGCUGUGGUACGACGAGUACGGCGCGGGGUGGAUCAAGAAAGUCGGCAAGCAAUCCCCCGACGCCUACCUUCAGAUGGCUCUCCAACUCGCCUACCACAAGACGCACAACGAGCCGACCGCGACGUACGAGACGGCCUCGACUCGCCUCUUCCUCCACGGACGGACGGACGUCAUUCGGACGUUCAGCGAGGACAGUUGGAGGUGGGUGCAGGCGAUGAGGGAUCCGGGUGUUGAUGCCAAGACGCGCUACGAGCUCCUCUCGGCCGCAACGAAGGCGCACAACCUCUACACGAAAGAAGCCUCGACAGGUCGCGGCAUCGACCGCCACUUCCUCGGCCUACGCCUCCUCCUCCGCGAAGGCGAGAGCCACCCGCUCUUCGACGACCCGCUCUUCACCAAGAGUCAGGAGUGGGUCCUCUCGACGAGUGGGUUGAGCGCCGGAGACAGGUUCUUUGGGACUGGAUUUGGCGCGGUUUAUCCGAAUGGGUACGGCAUCAACUACCUCGCCGGCGACCAAGUCAUCAAGUUCGGCAUCGAAUCGAAGGUCUCGUGUCCCGAGACUUCGACCGCCGUCUUCCGCCAGAACCUCGUCGAGGCGAUGCGCGAGAUGCGCAAGGCGUGCGAGGACGGACUGGCGGCGGCGACGGUCGAGGAGGCCAAGGCGAAGCUGUAG